CGGGGAUCGGGCAAGGUCAGGCCACACCACCUGGCCCAGUCAACCAAGUCACAAGGGCCAUUGUGGGAAGGCGUUAUUGUUUUAGUGGGUGCAGCGGAGGUAGGGCAAUCAACCAGACUCGGUAAAUUGUUAUUGACAGUUUCUGAGUGUUUAAAAGAAGAGCGUCCCCUGCAUCAGCCCGAUUCCAGACGUGCGGCUCCAUGGCGGCCUUCCUACCGCUGCUGGCUCUGCUCUUCCUGGGGGCCCGGGCCCAGCAUGGCUCCCAGUGGACCUACUCAGAGGGGGCACUGGACCAAACACAGUGGUCGAAGGAGUACCCCAGCUGCGGGGGGAGACAGUCACCCAUCGACCUGCAGAGGAGAAACGUUCAAUACAACCCCUCCCUGAAGGCUCUGAAACUGACAGGCUACAAGUCCCAGGGGGGCCAGUUCCCCAUGACCAACAACGGCCACACAGUGCAGAUCAGCCUGCCCCCCACCAUGCGCAUGACGGCCACCGAUGGCACCGAGUACAUAGCCAAGCAGAUGCACUUUCACUGGGGCGGUGAGUCCUCAGAGAGCAGCGGCUCCGAGCACACCAUCGAUGGGAUCAGAUAUGUGGCCGAGGUUCAUGUCGUUCACUACAAUUCUAAAUACAAGAGCUACGAUAUAGCCCAGAGUGCACCAGAUGGCUUAGCUGUGCUGGCAGCCCUCAUCGAGGUCAAGGAUUACGGUGAAAACACGUACUACAGCACCUUCAUUUCUCAGUUGAACAACAUCAGGUAUCCAGGACAGAGCACAGUUCUGAGUGACCUUGACAUUCGGGACAUGCUCCCUGAGAACGUGCAUCACUACUACAGCUACAAAGGGUCACUCACCACUCCUCCCUGUACUGAGAACGUCUACUGGUUUGUGCUGGCAAGCCCCAUCAUGUUCUCCAGGGCACAGGGUUGGAAGCUAGAGAAUUCCAUAUUGGAUCACCAGAACAAGACCCUCCACAAUAUCUACCGCAUGACGCAGCCCCUGAACAACAGAGUGGUGGAAACCAACUUCAUGAAUCUCCCCAACGAGCGUUCUGAGUUCCAGCUCUACCUAACCAAGUUUGACAAUAAGCUCGAACACUUGAAGAGUCUUCUUGAAAAGAAGAAAGCGAAGGAACACCACCAAGAGUAGGGAGCUCGAAGCGUGCGGUGUGCAGGACGAGGCGGACUUCCGCUGAGCCCGCGACCCUGCCUGGCUCCGAGAAAUUGCAUGUCCGGGUCGCACCCUCCCCGAGGCACCUGUCAGGUUUCUGAGUAAGAUAGGGGAAACCAUUGUCCCCGAGCGGAGGCGAGGUGACGUGAGUCAGACGACACCGGGGGGAACUGACUGGGAUAGAAACGCGAAGGGAUCGGGGCGCUAACCACCUUCCCACCAAAGCCUGCAGGUUUGUCUGUGUAAAUUACGAAGCAGCCCGAACUUCCGUGUGGGACGUGGGUGUAAUAAAAUAACUUUGAGAAUU
Messenger RNA from Leopardus geoffroyi (Geoffroy's cat), 1479 nucleotides. It is a transcript of the gene CA6, whose product is annotated as carbonic anhydrase 6. Lineage: Eukaryota; Metazoa; Chordata; Mammalia; Carnivora; Felidae. Gene Ontology annotation, molecular function: carbonate dehydratase activity; zinc ion binding. The record is from RefSeq and is a predicted model, not a curated record.